AUGCUUGGGAAAAAUCCAAAGCAAUGGCAUGAGAAGUUAUCAGAAACCCUGUGGGCAUAUAGAACUUCAAAAAGAGAGGCAACUGGCAUGACCCCUUAUGCUCUGACUUAUGGCCAUGAUGCAAUUCUGCCUAUGGAAAUAGCAGUCCAGUCCCUCAGAAUUGCUCAUCAACACAAUUUGGUUGGAGAAGACUACUCUCAAGCCAUGCUGCUAGAACUGGCAGGAUUAAGCUUACAACAGGCUGUGUCAAGGGCUUAUAACAAGAGAAUUAGAAACAAGAGUUUUGAAGAGGGAGAAAUAGUCUGGAAAGCAGUUCUGCCCCUUGGAACACACAUAGUUGGAUAUGGAAAAUGGUCACCUACAUGGGAAGGCCCCUUCAUAAUUAAGCAAAUUCUCAGAAUGGGGGCAUACAGAUUGAAGGAUCGAGAUGGAGACGUUCAUGCUGGGCAAACAGAUCCUAGAAUAGAGAGGGAACGAAAUAAAACUGUUGUUUGA
Molecule: messenger RNA, 495 nt
Organism: Prunus armeniaca (apricot)
Lineage: Eukaryota; Viridiplantae; Streptophyta; Magnoliopsida; Rosales; Rosaceae
Source: the annotation of a GenBank genome assembly